AUGGCCGACCGUCAAAUCGUCAACAGACAUAACUACACGUCUGCGUAUCUCAAUGAGGCUACUAUCCACAAUGGGGUGAUAUACUGUUCUGGAAAGGUUGGUAUGGACGAGAAGACACGCACUCUAGUGUCAGAUGAUGUUGGUGAACAGACUAGAGCAGCACUCAAUCUUCUCCAGUCUGCGCUACACAAGGCUGGAAGUGACUUCACCAAGCUUCUCAAGGUCAACAUUUUCUUGACCAACAGGGCCGACUUUGCGGCCAUGAACGCUGUCUACGUUGAUAUGAUCCCCGAUCCGAAACCUGCGAGAAUCUGUGUUACCGUCACAGAACUAGGGCUAAAUGCCAAGGUAGAGGUCGAUUGCACGGCGAUGGCUGGCGAGAACCUGUAG
Messenger RNA from Purpureocillium lilacinum, 390 nucleotides. RefSeq lists its product as uncharacterized. Gene Ontology annotation, cellular component: cytosol; mitochondrion. Gene Ontology annotation, molecular function: deaminase activity. NCBI's taxonomy places the organism in Eukaryota, Fungi, Ascomycota, Sordariomycetes, Hypocreales, Ophiocordycipitaceae. The record is from RefSeq and is a predicted model, not a curated record.